This is a messenger RNA of Hevea brasiliensis (rubber tree), 1539 nucleotides long. RefSeq names its product glycerol-3-phosphate acyltransferase RAM2-like. The transcript is spliced from 2 exons. Gene Ontology annotation, cellular component: membrane. Gene Ontology annotation, molecular function: glycerol-3-phosphate 2-O-acyltransferase activity; phosphatase activity. Gene Ontology annotation, biological process: cutin biosynthetic process. The record is from RefSeq and is a predicted model, not a curated record. Bases 1 to 1539 code for a protein of 512 amino acids. NCBI's taxonomy places the organism in Eukaryota, Viridiplantae, Streptophyta, Magnoliopsida, Malpighiales, Euphorbiaceae.
AUGGCAAAUCCUAAAGAAACCUCUCCUCCUCCUACAUUCCCUCCCAUCGAUAAAUGCACAUCCAUGGGACGACAAAACGACACAGUCGUCACUGACAUGGAGGGAACCCUUCUUUGUGGACGUAGCUCAUUUCCAUACUUUGCCCUUGUUGCCUUUGAAGCUGGAGGCAUUCUAAGGCUUGUUUUCUUGCUCUUAGCCUCUCCUAUAGCUGCCAUUCUCUACUACUUCAUCUCUGAAUCCGCCGGAAUUCGGGUCCUUAUAUUCGCAACCUUCGUCGGCAUGCGAGUUUCCGAUAUAGAAUCGGUUGCAAGAGCUGUUUUGCCUAAGUUUUACUCGAGCGACUUGCACCCAGAGACUUGGCGGGUGAUAUCUUCAUGUGGGAAGAGAUGUGUUCUGACUGAGAACCCUAGGAUAAUGGUGGAGGUGUUUCUGAAGGAUUUUGUUGGCGUUGAUAUGGUUAUUGGGACUGAGAUUGGUGUGUAUAAUGGAAGAGCUACUGGUUGGGCUAAGAGUCCUGGAAUUCUCGUAGGACAAAGCAAGGCUGAUACGUUAAAGAGGGCAUUUGGUGAUGACAAAACGGUGCCGGAUAUCGGUCUUGGUGAUAGGAAGACAGAUUAUCCAUUCAUGAAGUUGUGCAAGGAGAGCUACAUGGUUCCUCCCAAGUCUCGAGUGGAGCCUGUAAAUGGUGACAAAUUGCCAAAACCCAUAGUCUUCCACGACGGCCGGUUAGUCCAAAAACCAACCCCAUUCAUCUCAUUUCUCGUAAUCCUUUGGAUUCCGGUAGGUUUCCUUCUCGCUUGCGUCCGUAUCGCCGCCGGUGCUCUUCUCCCAAUGCACUUAGUCUAUUACGCGUUCUGGGCCCUCGGUGUUCGUGUUUACGUAAGAGGCACCCCACCACCACCGGCCAAGAAAUCUACCGGACAAACUGGAGUCCUCUUCAUAUGUUCCCACAGAACUCUUCUUGAUCCUAUCUUUCUCUCCACCGCUUUGGGCCGUCCAAUCCCAGCUGUCACCUACUCUCUUUCGCGGCUCUCGGAGAUCAUCUCCCCCAUAAAGACCGUUCGGCUGAGUCGAGAUCGUGUCACUGAUGCUAAUAUGAUCAAGAAACUCUUAGAAGAAGGUGACCUAGUUAUAUGUCCUGAAGGGACUACUUGUAGAGAACCAUUUUUGUUAAGAUUCUCGGCUUUGUUUGCAGAGCUAACAGAUGAGCUUGUUCCGGUGGCCAUGGCUAAUCGAAUGAGCAUGUUUCAUGGGACAACAGCUAGAGGGUGGAAAGGGAUGGAUCCUUUCUAUUUCUUCAUGAAUCCUAGCCCUGCAUAUGAGGUAACAUUCUUGAACAAGUUGCCCUAUGAUCUCACAUGCAGAGCCGGAAAAUCGAGUCUUGAUGUUGCUAAUUACAUACAAAGGAUGAUUGCUGCGAGUUUAUCUUAUGAAUGCACCAGCUUCACUAGGAAGGAUAAAUAUCGAGCGCUGGCUGGAAAUGAUGGAACUGUAGUGGAGAAGCCUAAGCUUGCUCGUAAGAAAGUAAUGGGUUGCUAG